AUGGCGGCACAUACGGAUCAAUUGGAGCACACUAGCAUUUACAAUCGCGAUCCUGACGAUAGCGAAGAAAGCGAUGGCGAAGGAGGUCUAGGUAACUUGAAUCGGCUAAUAGUGCGGCCUCCUGGACAAAGUGGGAAAGCCAAACGUGGCCAGUUGUGUUUCGACGCGGCUUACGAGUGUGGCAACUUGGGCAGGGCUGAUUAUAUCACAGAUUUGGAGUACGAUUUGUUCAUUAGACCUGACACCUGCAGACCUAGGUGCAGAUUCUGGUUCAAUUUCACUAUUGAAAACGUCAAGCAAGAUCAAAGAGUUAUUUUCAACAUAGUCAAUUUAGGUAAAGAACAUACUCUAUUUAAUCGUGACAUGACACCUCUAGUGCGAUCCACCUCACGACAAAAGUGGCAACGACUUCCAAGACGCUUGCUGUUUUACCAUCGCUCGCUGGUGCAUCGUGGACGUAAGAUUCUCAGCAUCGCCUUUGCAUUCGAUCGUGAAGAGGAUAUCUAUCAGUUUGCAUCUGCAGCGCCCUAUUCUUAUUCAAGACUGCAAAGACAUUUAACUCUGUGGGAAAAGAAGGCGCAAACUUUUGCUACCAGGGAAAGCAUUGCACAAACUACGCAAAAACGUCGUAUCGAUCUCAUUACAAUCGGGGAUUUUGACUUCAAAGACAAGGAGAGAGAACCAAAACAGGAACAUGCCACGAAGAAUAAAGCGAGCGACAACAAAAAACGUGUCGUACUUAUUUUAUCUAGAACGCAUGGUGGAGAGCAACCCGCUUCAUUCAUAUGUCAAGUUUCAGGAUUCCUAGACUAUAUGGUCAGUUCAUCAGAAAAAGCAUCUGCCUUGCGCAAUAAUAUAGUAUUACAGAUAGUUCCGAUGUUAAACCCCGACGGUGUAUUCCUCGGCAACCAACGUUCGGAUCUGUUCGGCGCAGAUCUCAAUCGGUGCUGGCAUCGCCCCACGACCUUCGCGCACCCCGCCCUCAUAGCUGUCAAGGAACUCGUAAGAAAACUUACAUCAGAAAAGAAUGUACAAAUGGAUUUCAUCAUUGAUAUACACUCUGACAUAAGCCACGAGGGUGUUUUUGUUCGUGGCAACUCGUAUGAUGAUGUGUACAGGUUUGAACGGCAUGCGGUCCUGCCCAAGUUCUUGGCAACUCGGGUAGAAGCUUGGCGAGCCGAAGCAUGUCUGUACAACUCGGACUCGUCAGUGACAGGGAGCGCGCGGCGGACUCUACCGACAGGCGGUGUGGACGCGUACACACUGAUUGCCUCCAUGGGCGGACGAAGACUGACUCCCAGGGGACCCUAUUUACAUUAUACAGAAGAUGCUUAUGCGAAAAUAGGUAGAUCUCUGGCGAAGGCUCUGUGCGACUACUACCGUCACAUCGGUGUGAUCCCGCCGAGGGUAGGGUUGACAAAGAAAAAGGAGUCGCGCGGUCGACGACGGCGUAGACGGCCGGCAGUCGAACGGGAGAGAUCACCAAGCUCUUCCCCUGAACGGCGUGUGCUGGCAGCGCGCGUGGUGUCCCCGCCGCUGCCGGCUGCGUCGCCGCCGCCAUUGCGGGCGUUGCCGCCGCGACCAGCGCACUCCCGUCAUUCGCGGCACACCGCCGGACACACAGCCCGUCCGAGGACCGAACCAGAUGUACAUGCUAUACUGCCACUCGUUACCGGUACGGCUGUCAGAACUCCUCGGCUGGCUGUGGUCGAUAUGAGCGCUUACAUACGAUCUCCGACCGGCGCCAGUAACCUAUUCAACAAAUCCAGGAGCAAACUAGCAAGACCACCGCGUCCAUCCCACCCGAAAUACACCAGUGAUGAAUAUGAAACACACGAGUCAGAUUCUUGAAAAGUUACAUAAAUAUAAAUUAUAAUCUAAGUAUCUUAAUAUCUAAGCGCGCUCCAUCCUAGUUCUUAUCAUCACUUGUAAUAAAAAAUAUAUAUAGGUAGUUCAAAAUGGGCGCUUUUUUAAUUUACCACGAUAUCGUAUUUCUCAAUUUUACCGUUACAUUACAAUAGGUGAGCAAAACGUGUGCCAUUAUUAGGAGACUUAAUUUCGUCCACGAUAUCGCUGUAGAAAAUUAAAAGCUUCAAUUUGAUUUUCUACCAUAUCGUGUUGACUAACAAUAAAUAAGUACUUAGGUAUUAUAAUACGCUAUACUGUGGUAAAUCAUGUCUAAAUUAUGUUAAAAUGGUCUCUUGUUGUAAAACUAUUACAACAAGAGACCAUUUUAACAUAAAUACAUAUUUAACAUAAUGAUAUUAUUUAUGACUGCUUAUUGCCAUAAAUAAAUAAAAAAAAAAUAAAGGAGCAGCUAUAGUCUGUUUCAAAAGAUUUUAAUAAUAAGGUAAUGACAGAAUGCACCAUAUUUUUCUAUAGUAAAAAGUAUAAGUGGCCAGUACGUGCAAUAUUAAAAAGAGUUCUUUCUCACAUAUUAAAUUGAAUCAGCAACAAGAAUUAUCACGGAAACAUUAUCUAAAUGAAACUAGCAACAAAUCAAAACAUUUAAUGAAUUUAUUUUUUAUUUGUAUUACUACUAUUGAAGUUCAAAACUAUUACGGUCUUAACAAUUUAUCCCUUUUUUACAUUUUUAUUAAGAUCUAUUGAAAUAGACUAUAUCGUAACAAAGUUGACGGUAAAGUUACUACUUUACCGUCAACUCCGUGCCAUGUUAGAUAUGGUAAUUGAAAAGGCGCCUAAUACGUCCAACUCUUAAACUAAGUAAGUUAAUACUUUCUAUCUAUUAUAUAUAUAUAUAAG
Molecule: messenger RNA, 2763 nt
Organism: Galleria mellonella (greater wax moth)
Lineage: Eukaryota; Metazoa; Arthropoda; Insecta; Lepidoptera; Pyralidae
Product: cytosolic carboxypeptidase 6-like
Exons: 12
Coding region: 1-1851 (616 amino acids)
Biological process (GO): proteolysis
Molecular function (GO): metallocarboxypeptidase activity; zinc ion binding
Source: RefSeq, a predicted model, not a curated record